Notechis scutatus (mainland tiger snake) is the source of this 1846-nucleotide messenger RNA. RefSeq names its product cytochrome P450 2J2-like. Gene Ontology annotation, cellular component: cytoplasm; intracellular membrane-bounded organelle. Lineage: Eukaryota; Metazoa; Chordata; Lepidosauria; Squamata; Elapidae. The record is from RefSeq and is a predicted model, not a curated record. Gene Ontology annotation, molecular function: heme binding; oxidoreductase activity, acting on paired donors, with incorporation or reduction of molecular oxygen, reduced flavin or flavoprotein as one donor, and incorporation of one atom of oxygen; iron ion binding. Gene Ontology annotation, biological process: xenobiotic metabolic process.
GAAAAGUUUGUGAGGCCAGAGAGAGAAGGUUCGGCAUAUCUACAUGUAACGUUUGACAAGUCCUGACAAAGAAAAAAGAGGAAAAAGGAGAAUGUUUAUAACAGAGCUCUUGUUGGUUGCUAUUCUCCUGAGCCUUUUGAUGCUCUACCUUCUAAGACAAUUCUGGUUUCGCAGUCAUUAUCCUUCGGGAUGGCUUCCAUUGCCUGCCACCGGAAGCUUAUGGAAAGCUGGCAUCAGGCUUUAUCAAGAGACUCUGUCUAAGCAGAUGAAAGAACAAAGUGGCACCUCUAAGACCUCUGUGACUCCCUACAGUAGCAUAUUCAAUGAUGAUGGUGGAGAACUAUUGAAGCAGCAAAAAGAAAUUGGGCAGCUUAUUUUGUUAAAGCACGAGAAAGAAAAGAAAGGAAAAGAAAAGAAAGGAGUGGAGAGCCUGGUGGAAGAGGAGGCCCCUCGGCUGGUUGAGACUUUCGCACGUGUAAAUGGGCAACCCUUUGACCCUUUGAAUGCCAUCAUUGCUUCCCUUUGCAAAAUGGUUUGGACUGUGAGUUUCAGUGACCGUUCCCCUCUUGAAGAGAAGGACAGCCAACAAUUGACAGACGCCAUUGAAUCUGCUGUAAAAUCUGGAGGUAGCUUUGUUUACGCUUUACAUAAACAGUUCUCAUGGCUCAUGAAGUAUUUCCCAGGGCCACAGAAAAAUGCCCUGUCUAGCAAGGAGCUGGUGCUUUCCUUUACAAAGAAGAUGAUACAGAAACACAAAGAAGCAAAGGCAAUGAAGGAGCCACAAGAUUUCACGGAUUUUUACUUGUCACAAAUGGAGAAAAGCAAAGGUGGCCAGAAUACUAUCUACAAUGAAGAGAACCUGGCUGAAUGUAUUUUCAACUUCCUUAUCUCGUCUGCAGAAUCGACUGCAAUCACUCUGCAGUGGGCACUGCUGUUGAUGGCAUCUCAUCCAGAUGUUCAAGAUAAAGUCCAUAAGGAGAUAGAAAAGGUUUUGGGUUCUUCAAAUGCUAUCAGCCAUCAAGAUUGGAAGAAACUACCUUAUACCAGUGCUGUGAUUCAUGAGAUCCAGCGAACCAAAGAAGCAUUCUUAUUCAGAAUCAUCAAACAAUGCACAAAGGACAUGAAUAUCUUUGGUUUUCUUGCUCCCAAGGGAACUUUUAUUAACCCAGAUCUGAAUUCAGUAUUACUUGAUCCCAAACUAUGGGAGACACCUGAAAAAUUCAACCCAAGUCAUUUUUUGGACAAGGAUGGACAAUUUGUUGCCAAAAAAGAAUUUCAGCUCCUUACUGGUGAGUCAGAUGGGUCUUUAGAGGAUAAAUUAGCAAGAGCUGCGUCCUUUACCUUCUUUAUAAAUCUGCUCAAGAUAUUCGUCUUCAAGUUACCAGAAGGAGAGAAGAAAACCAGCGAAAAAACUAGAAUUGGGUUGACAACGUGUCCUCAUUCUUAUAAAAUCUGUGCUGUUCCUCACCACAAGACAUCCUAAAUUCUAAUUAUCAAUAGCACACUCCGAUUUUACAAUAGCCUUUUCCCACUGUGAGGUUCAAUCUCAACUUGCUCAAAUCAAUCUUGAGUAGAAAUUCACAGAACGAAUUGGCUCUUUGACAGAUUGGAUUGCCGAGUCUGUGAUGAUUGCCUGACAUAGUCUUCCUUGUUUGACACUACUAAUUUAAUGUACAAUAUUUGGUUCUUUGCAGUGCAUAGCACUUUCUGAUUAUAUGCCAUGAAGUCAUUUUUAACUCAAGGGACCAUAAAGAUAGAUUUUGUCCAUGAUAAUGUAUCCCUAACCUGUUCUUUCAGAUAUCCAUUGGUGCAUUCAUCAUGCUGUGAUACAUGACAAUAAAUUCUC